AUGGACCCAGAAGAUAUAAAGGAGCUGACGGAAACGAUCAGCGAGUAUAAGGAGGCGAUGGCCAAGCCGUACGCUGCCAUCCGACGGCUCGGUUUCGCCAUCCGCUUGGGGCUCCUGUUGGACUACUGGGUUCCUCGCUUUCCGCACCCGGGUCUCUCCGCCAGCCCGGAUCCAGCUCCACCUCCGGGACCAGCACCCCCAACCGUCCCUCAGCAGCACCCACCAGUCCAUGUGUCUGUGAUGAAGAAAGAGGAGAGGGAACCAAGCAGCAGCCAGAAAACCUUCAUGCCAAAGUGGGGAGAUAAUGAAAAUCCAAACAACAUCAGAAUUGUUCUGAUCGGGAAGACUGGCACUGGAAGGAGUUCAACAGGAAACACCAUCCUGGGAAGAAAAGAGUUUGAAGCAAAAUUGAGUCAAAAAUCUGUCACAAAGGAAUGUGUAAAGAAAAAGACUGAAAUAGAUGGACGGUCAGUUUUUGUGGUUGACACACCUGGACUUUUUGACAACAGUUUGAGUCUUAAACAGACUCAGGAUGAGCUGGUGGAGUGUGUUACCCUGGUAGCUCCAGGUCCUCAUGUCUUCCUGCUGGUUGUACAGAUCGGCAGAUUCACACCAGAGGAGAAGGAAACGGUAGAAAUGAUCAAGAAAAUCUUUGGGAAGAAUUCAGAGAAGUUCACCAUCGUUCUUUUAACUAGAGGAGAUUUGUUAGAGCAAGAUGGCAUCACUGUUGAAGAUUAUAUUGAAAAGGAAAGUGAUGAUUCUUUGAAGAAUCUGAUCACUGACUGUGGAGGAAGAUACCAUGUGUUUAAUAAUAAGGAAGGAGAAAAUCGUUCUCAGAUCAGAGAGCUGGUCAGAAAGAUCGAUGACAUGGUGAAAGAAAAUGGAGGAAGUUUCUACACCAAUGAGAUGCUGCAGGCGGCUGAAGCUGCUAUACAGAAGGAAAUGCAGGGAAUUGGAAAUCAGAGAGAAGAAAUAAACAGAAAGGUGGAAGAACUCGACAGAAAACAUGCAGCAGAAAAAGAGGCCAUGAAAAGAAGACUGGAAAAGGAAACUGAACAGCAGAAAAACAUUCUAGAUGAAAUGAAGGAAAAUAUCAGGCUAGAAAAUGAGAAAAGAAAGAAAGAUCAGGAAUAUAGAGAAAAAGAAGAGAGAAGAAGGGAAAUGCAAGAAGAAAAGGACAAGAUGCAGUUGAUGGAUGAGCUGGCAGAGUUGGAGAAAAGUAUGAAAUCACUAGCGAUAAAGAGACGAGAACUGGAGGAGAAGCAAAGGCUGAUGGAGAAAGAACAACGAGAGUGGUGGAAAAAAAGACGUGAGGAAGACAAACAGAUACAGCAGAGGGAGGAGAUGAGAAUGAAUAACCUCCUAGAAGAAUAUGAAAAGGAGAAUGAAAAAUAUAGAAGGAUGGAAGAAAACAUUUGAAGAGAACUCGGAGAACUGGAGAAGCACCAGAAUAAUCUGGAAGACAAGAAACAGAAACUCUUUGAAGAAGUUAUGAAAUGAGUAGGGCUGAGAGGAAAGGUUAAACCUU
Molecule: messenger RNA, 1528 nt
Organism: Xiphophorus hellerii (green swordtail)
Lineage: Eukaryota; Metazoa; Chordata; Actinopteri; Cyprinodontiformes; Poeciliidae
Product: GTPase IMAP family member 4-like
Exons: 4
Coding region: 1-1419 (472 amino acids)
Molecular function (GO): GTP binding
Source: RefSeq, a predicted model, not a curated record